This is a messenger RNA of Theobroma umbraticum, 1041 nucleotides long. Its product is annotated as pseudouridine synthase and archaeosine transglycosylase (PUA) domain-containing protein. The record is from RefSeq and is a predicted model, not a curated record. Lineage: Eukaryota; Viridiplantae; Streptophyta; Magnoliopsida; Malvales; Malvaceae. Gene Ontology annotation, biological process: formation of translation preinitiation complex. Gene Ontology annotation, molecular function: RNA binding.
AUGACACAAAGCAGUAAGCUUCGGCGAAAGACGAAGAUUGGCUUGAUACCAACGCGUGGGGCGCGGCUGAAGUGCGAACUAUUUGUACUGACUCCAUAUAGUUAAGUGCUACAGCCAGCGGCAGAGGUUUUGAGAUCCCAAACUCAGAUCCUCAUUCAAACCAUUUGUUUUUGCAGUUUUCACCAAGAUGUUCAAAAAGUUUUCAUCUGAAGAUGUUUCUUCACAAAACCAAGUCAAAGCAUCUGUGCAACGAAAAAUUCGUCAAAGCAUUGCAGAGGAGUACCCAGGACUUGAGCCAGUUUUGGAUGAUUUGUUGCCAAAGAAGGCCCCGUUAAUUGUUGCAAAAUGUCAAAACCAUUUAAAUCUGGUUUUGGUGAAUAGUGUUCCACUAUUCUUCAAUAUUCGUGAUGGACCGUACAUGCCUACCCUCCGACUCCUUCACCAAUAUCCAAACAUAAUGAAAAAGUUGCAAGUGGAUCGCGGUGCGAUAAGAUUUGUCCUUGCUGGUGCUAACAUAAUGUGUCCUGGUCUUACAUCCCCUGGUGGUGCUUUGGAUGAUGAAGUGGAUGCAGAAACUCCUGUGGCGAUAAUGGCAGAGGGAAAACAACAUGCUCUUGCUAUUGGCUUUACCAAAAUGUCAGCUAAAGACAUAAGGGCAAUCAACAAGGGAAUUGGGGUAGACAACAUGCAUUAUCUUAAUGAUGGUCUAUGGAAGAUGGAGCGGCUAGAAUGAGCAUCUUCCAGGAACAACUGCUGUGCCAGCUAUGAACAAGUUAGAGAGAGUUGAAGAAAGAAGUUACAUAAUCGUGGUUCGGCCCUGCACUGCAGUUUUGCUCUCUUUUUGGCUGUUUAUAUCCAGCUGAAGGAAUUACUUUAAUCCAUGACUCUUUUCCCUUAUGUUAAUGUAUGCUGUAGAGAAAUCUUGUUUUCAAUAUAAAUCAGUGCUUUGAUCAGGUUAUUAUUGCAUAUUUCGUGUAAUUUGGCAAAUAUUGGAACAGGGUUUUGCAAUGAAUGCCAAUUAAACCAUAAGACUUUUUUGCA